This is a messenger RNA of Iphiclides podalirius (scarce swallowtail), 405 nucleotides long. The record is from the annotation of a GenBank genome assembly. NCBI's taxonomy places the organism in Eukaryota, Metazoa, Arthropoda, Insecta, Lepidoptera, Papilionidae.
AUGGCAGACUCGUACAAGCGGUCGCGGUGGGUGGGAGAGGGACGGACGGAGGAGGGCGCAGAGGCGUGGCGACACACCCGCCUAGCGUACAAGAAUCCAAUUUGCGAGGCAGUAGCUCCGUCUACAGAAAGAGAUGGCUAUAUUGCUCUCGGUCUAUCUCAUAUUGAACAUUUUAUUAGGUCUAGUUUGAGAUCUAGCCUGAAGGCGAGGAGCGACGAUGCCCGCGCGGCGGCCGCGGACACAAUGGUGUUAGAUGCGGUGCGGACGACCUCUGAGUGCAUGCGAUUCGGGCGCGAGCCGCAAGCCAUUAAGGCCGGCGGCGCCGAUGCUCGGAUGCGGGCGAUCGUUAGCGGCAGCGAAACGAUCAUCAGGGAGUCAACAGUUCGGAAACGAUCGAGAUUUGAU